This is a messenger RNA of Colletotrichum graminicola M1.001, 291 nucleotides long. RefSeq lists its product as uncharacterized. The record is from RefSeq and is a predicted model, not a curated record. Lineage: Eukaryota; Fungi; Ascomycota; Sordariomycetes; Glomerellales; Glomerellaceae. The transcript has a single exon. Bases 1 to 291 code for a protein of 96 amino acids.
AUGAAACAAGCACCAAGUACGGAACCACUCAGAAAAAAGGACUGCCCUACGUUGCAUAGACAAUACCCGUCACCAAAACGGCCGGAAAGACAACCAGUCCGGCUGAAAGGUCUGUCCUCAAGCCCUAGGGGUGGUACCAUCACAAACUCCCAACCACGAACUGAAGAGGUAUCAGUCGAAGAGCCACGCGUGACGCCAAUACAACGCCCAGAACGCCGCCCUCGAGUGAAGGGGGGAAAAAUAAGAAAAAGAUACGUGCCAACGGCCCUGUGCGCAUUCGGGAUAUCCUAG